AACUUUGCUACGUUAUUAUAAUUCCAUUUCGACUAAUUGCACUAACGUAGUAAAAUUUUUUAAAAAUGAUUGCACACAAUUGUAUAUUAUUGUCAUUAUAUUCCAUACUAACAUUCAACUCAAUGAUGGUUGAAUCAACAAAAAAAGUUUCACCGUCAUAUUACGUCAGUCAAACAUUCUCUCCUUUUUUCGUUAUUACAGUGAAUACUUUGGAAACCUACAAUCAGCAAGAAAUCAAAUUUAAUGAAAAAGAAAUUAAAAUGUUGACAACCCCUGUUCAGACUUACAACGAUCUCAAAAGCCGCGAUAAGGUAUUUGAUAAAUUUGACAAGAAACUCGAAGACAUUAAAUGUACUUGCUUAUUCAUCGUAAAAACAAAACUUGUGUACUUGACAAGUAUUCUAGAAAGGUUGCAAAACGGCGGACCUAUCGAAGUUGCACAAGAAAAGCUAAACGUAUUAAAAGAAGAAGCGGGUUACAUGGUCCUGUUGUUUCAAAAAGGCAAUAUCAAAGCGGGGAAAUGGUUUUGGAGUUUUUAUUUGAAAAUCAUGGCGAUGAUUGAUUACGAGAGCAACAAAAAUUUCUUUGGGGAAACGCCGUUCGUAGAAGAAGAACUACAUAGCGAUAUAACUAAUUUUAUACAAAACUGUAAAGAUAACAAAUAUCUUCCCAAAAAUAGAACAGAGUCUGAUUUGGUGUCGAAAAAUGAUAAUGUACCAAUUAACAUUUUUCAAAAACUUCGUGCCUCUCUUUCGCUUGCCGUAGAUUAUGUUUACGUUAUGCAAUACAUAUCGAUCGACCAUUUGUAUCUAAAACCAUUAUGGGAAGAACACGAAUUACUGUUUGGAGAAAUAACAGGCUCAGCCGUAGAAUGGAGGCCAACGAUAAGACGUCACGCAGUCGAAGUGAAUAAAACCAAAGAAUACAUUGAAAACCGCCAAUGGAUAUCGCAACCUUUCGGACACCUUAGUUACCACAAGUUGAUUAAGCAAAUUAUCAGUGUGAGAAUGUACAUCUUUCUGUGGGUAAUGUUGGUAAUAUACUCUCAAAUGAAUCUGUACCAGUUAACAUUUUUUUAUUGGAAGGCAAUGGAUAUAAUUGAUAGGGUACAAAGAUUCAUGCCAUGCACCGAUAAUUUUUUUUCUGAUGUAGUAGCAGAUUUUCGUUGUUCAAUGAAUGAAGAAGACCAAAACAACUUUGUUAACAUCAUAGCUAGAAUAUCAGUAAAAGUCAAAGUCAUUUUAGUGGAGUUAAACGGACGUAACCCAAAUGGAAGCGAUUGGAUUAGUAUUGACAUAAACGAAGAGUUUAGUGUGGAUAUGAUAACAACAUUUCUUCAAGAAUUCGGCGAUAACUUUAAUAAGUUAACGACUUUGAACUAUGAGCUUGCAUUAAGUAUUCUGGUCGAAGGAAAUUGAUGUUUUUGGGAUAACGACAAAAUUAUUUAUCUAGCAUUACUAUGCAUCUAUCAUUUAAUUUGUCUUACUUUAUUGUUAUUGUAAUACUUACUAAUGGUACAGUAGGCCAGCAAAACACAAUUUAGUCAUUCAUUUUCAUGAAACCUCUAAAUCUCCUUUACGUCUUUUAUUAUUAUAAUAACUUUCUAUUUUACAAUAUGUCCGUGCAAUUUUAUCUAAAAUAAAAUUGUUAUUAUA
This is a messenger RNA of Adelges cooleyi (spruce gall adelgid), 1655 nucleotides long. RefSeq lists its product as uncharacterized. Bases 66 to 1418 code for a protein of 450 amino acids. NCBI's taxonomy places the organism in Eukaryota, Metazoa, Arthropoda, Insecta, Hemiptera, Adelgidae. The record is from RefSeq and is a predicted model, not a curated record. The transcript has 2 exons.